This is a messenger RNA of Plenodomus lingam JN3, 210 nucleotides long. RefSeq lists its product as uncharacterized. The record is from RefSeq and is a predicted model, not a curated record. NCBI's taxonomy places the organism in Eukaryota, Fungi, Ascomycota, Dothideomycetes, Pleosporales, Leptosphaeriaceae.
AUGGCUGUCAUGGAGGCCACCUCAAUAUCUAAAGUCGUAUUCAUCACGCAGCAGUCCUGUCCGAGUAUCACGACCCGCUUCUUGUCGUUGGUUCCGUCGCAGGAUCGCUCAAGGGAUGACCCACCAUCGCCUCCUCCUCAACCUCCCCCAAGUCCAUCUGGCUGGAGCCGGCUUGUCUCCAUGGACCCCCUUGCGCCAGUUGAAAUCUGA